This is a messenger RNA of Dermacentor albipictus, 725 nucleotides long. Its product is annotated as 26S proteasome non-ATPase regulatory subunit 10-like. Gene Ontology annotation, biological process: protein localization to chromosome, telomeric region; positive regulation of canonical Wnt signaling pathway; positive regulation of telomere capping. The record is from RefSeq and is a predicted model, not a curated record. Gene Ontology annotation, cellular component: cytoplasm; nucleus. Gene Ontology annotation, molecular function: protein binding; NAD+ poly-ADP-ribosyltransferase activity. NCBI's taxonomy places the organism in Eukaryota, Metazoa, Arthropoda, Arachnida, Ixodida, Ixodidae.
CCGGUAUCAAACAUGUCGGACAGCUGGAUAUGUAACUUGGCGUACGACGGGAAAUUCGAAGCUCUGAAGCAGCAGCUAUGCGCCGAUCGCACGAUACUCACCAAGAAAGACCUCGCGGGACGCAUACCCCUGCACUGGGCCGUCUCGGGCAAGCACAACGACAUCGUCAACUUUCUUCUGCAGCAAGGGUCCCCGGUUGACUGCGUCGAUGAGGCCAAUUGGACGCCACUCAUGAUUGCAUCAUCUGUCGGUCAUGUUGAGAUAGUGUCUGCUCUGCUUAACAGGAAUGCCAAAGUGGGCAUCGCAAACCAGAUGGGCCAGACGUCGUUGCAUUACGCUGCGUCUAAAGAUCACCUAGAGGUUGCCAGACUCCUAUUGGAGCACCAUGCCAACAUCAAUGCCCAGGACUCGUAUGGCAGCACCCCGCUGCACCGGGCUGCGUCCCUGGGAAGGUCUGCCAUCGUGCGGCUCUUUCUCGAUGGCUACCGGAACCAGCUGGACAUCAACUGCACAGACGAGGCCGGUAACACGCCCCUGCACUUGGCAUGUGAAGAGGAGAGAGUUGAUGUUGCCAAGAUGCUGAUUCAAGCCGGCUGCAGGACUGACAUAAUGAACAAGGAAGAAAAGACAGCCUUCCAGAUGGCGCCACCGUCUCUGUCGAGGACACUGCAGUCUCUGCGUGUGGGCUCUGCAGGGGAUUGUUAAUAAACAAAUUUUCUUUUUUA